Molecule: messenger RNA, 3132 nt
Organism: Rhagoletis zephyria (snowberry fruit fly)
Lineage: Eukaryota; Metazoa; Arthropoda; Insecta; Diptera; Tephritidae
Source: RefSeq, a predicted model, not a curated record
AUGGAAAGUGAAAUGGAAGUUGACAAGGAAGACCCGAUCGUUGAAGGCGACGAGACAACGCCCCCCACUACCUCCAAUGGCGACCCCGAUGAGGACUCGCAGUGCACUACACCGGCGGAGCCGGUCUCCGAGCAGUUCACGAAGAUGAUCAACUCCAGCGACUUCGACUCAAAGAUCAAGGAGGAUCGCUCGAAGCGGUUCGACUUUCUACUCAAACAGACGGAGAUCUUCUCGCAUUUCAUGACAACGGGCAUCAACCCCACAGAGUCAACCACCCCGAAGCGCGGCAGAAAGCCCAAAGCAUCGACAGUGGCUGCGGCAGCCGCCGAUGCGGCCGACCAUCGCCACCGAAUGACUGAACAGGAGGAGGACGAGGAGCUGCUGAGUGCGACGAAAAAGGCUUCCAGCUAUUUUCGCUUUGACCAAAGUCCAACCUACAUUAAAAACGGCGAAAUGCGGGACUACCAGGUUCGCGGUCUGAACUGGAUGAUCAGUCUGAUGGAGAAUGGCAUCAACGGCAUUCUCGCCGACGAGAUGGGUCUCGGCAAGACGCUGCAGACCAUCUCACUGCUCGGCUACAUGAAACACUACAAAAAUGCCGCCGGACCGCACAUGGUAAUCAGCCCGAAGUCGACGCUGACCAACUGGAUGAAUGAGAUUAAAAAGUGGUGUCCCACACUGAAGCCAGUCUGUCUGAUCGGCAACCAGGAGGCUCGUAAUACGCUGAUUCGCGAAACACUGCUCGGCCCGCCCAACAGCUUCGACGUGGUCGUCACCUCCUACGAAAUGAUCAUCAAGGAGAAGGCAGUUUUGAAAAAGUUCACCUGGCGGUACAUUGUCAUCGACGAGGCGCAUCGCAUUAAGAACGAAAAGAGCAAACUUUCGGAAAUUAUUCGCGAAUUCAAAUCGACCAAUCGACUCCUACUAACCGGUACUCCACUUCAGAAUAACCUUCACGAACUGUGGGCGCUUUUGAACUUUCUUCUGCCCGAUGUUUUCAACUCUUCUGAGGACUUUGACUCCUGGUUCAACACCAACUCCUGCUUGGGCGACAAAUCACUGGUGGAGCGUCUGCACUACGUCCUCAGGCCGUUCCUUCUGCGACGACUGAAGAGCGAGGUGGAGAAGAAGCUGCCACCAAAGAUUGAGACCAAAAUCUACGUCGGUCUGAGUCGGAUGCAGCGCGAGUGGUACACCAAAAUUCUCAUGAAGGACAUUGACGUGGUGAACAAUGCCGGCAAGUCGGACAAGCUCCGCCUGCUGAACAUUCUCAUGCAGCUGCGAAAGUGCGCCAACCACCCCUACCUCUUUGACGGCGCCGAGCCCGGUCCGCCCUACACCACCGACAUGCACCUGGUGGAGAACAGCGGGAAGAUGUGCAUCCUCGACAAACUGCUGCCCCGGCUGAAGGAGCAGGAUAGUCGGGUGCUCAUCUUCAGUCAGAUGACGCGAAUGCUGGACAUCAUGGAGGACUACUGUCUCUGGCGGGGCUACAAGUACUGCCGCCUGGACGGACAGACGUCGCACGAGGACCGCGAGCGCAGCAUUGAGGCCUUCAACCGGCCGGACAGUGAAAAGUUCAUCUUCAUGCUCAGCACCCGAGCCGGCGGUCUGGGCAUCAACCUGGCCACCGCCGACGUGGUCAUCCUCUACGACUCGGACUGGAAUCCGCAGGCGGAUCUGCAGGCCCAGGAUCGAGCCCAUCGAAUUGGACAGAAGAAGCCGGUGCGCGUCUUUCGCUUCAUCACCGACAACACCGUCGAGGAGCGCAUUGUAGAGCGGGCGGAGGUAAAGCUCCGUCUGGACACGCUGGUCAUUCAGCAGGGACGACUGGUGGACGGGCAGAACAAGCUGAACAAGGACGAGGUGCUGGGCAUGAUUCGCCACGGUGCCGACCAGAUCUUCGCCUCGAAGGACAGCCAGAUCACCGAGGAGGACUUGGACUCGAUUCUGCAGCGUGGUGAGGCGAAGACCGAGGAGAUGAAGAAGCGCUUGGAGCAGAUGGGCGAGGGCCAGCUGAAGAACUUUACACUGGACACUGGAGACAGCAGCGUGUACCAGUUUGAGGGCGAGGACUACCGAGAGAAGCAGAAGCUGGCGGCGCUGGCCUGGAUUGAGCCGCCGAAGCGAGAGCGCAAGGCCAACUACGCCGUGGACGCCUACUUUCGAGAGGCGCUGCGAGUCUCUGAGCCAAAGGCACCGAAGGCGCCUCGACCACCGAAGCAGCCCAACGUGCAGGACUUUCAGUUCUUUCCGCCGCGACUCUUUGAGCUGCUCGACAAGGAGAUCUACUUUUACCGGAAGACCAUCGGCUACAAGGUGCCGCUCAAUCCCGAUCUGGGCGACACUGCGGAGAAGGUGCGCAAACAGGAGCAGAAGCUGAUUGACAAGAGCGAGGCGCUCACCGAGGAGGAGACGCAGGAGAAGGAGGAGCUGCUGACGGAGGGCUACAUCAACUGGUCACGACGGGACUUUAAUCAGUUCGUGAAGAUGUGCGAAAAGUACGGUCGCGACGACAUUGACUCCAUCAGCAAGGAGAUUGAGGGCAAGGCGCCGGAGGAUGUGGUCGAGUACGCGAAGACCUUCUGGGAUCGCUUUGCCGAGCUGGCCGACGGCGAGAAGAUCAUUGCGCAGAUUGAGAAGGGCGAACAGCGCAUCAAGCGCCGGCAGGACAUUAAGAAGGCCAUCGAGGCGAAGAUGGCCCGCUACUCGGCGCCCUUUCACCAGCUGCGCAUCAACUACGGCGCUAACAAGGGCAAGAACUACAUUGAGGAGGAGGAUCGCUACCUGAUCUGCAGUCUACACAAGCUGGGCGUCGACCGGGAGAACGUCUACGAGGACCUGAAGCUGGCCAUUCGCGAGGCGCCCCAAUUUCGCUUUGAUUGGUUCCUCAAGUCGCGCACCACCUCGGAGCUGCAACGUCGCUGCAACACGCUCAUUACGCUCAUUGAACGAGAAAACCAGGAGCUGGAGGAGCGAGAGGCGGCCACGAAGAAGUCAGGCAAGGGCGGCAAGGGUGGUGGUGCCGGUGGCAGAGGCGGACGGGGCCAGAUGAACGGCACCAUCGACAAGGACGCACAGGAGAAUGUGAAGCCGGCGACCACGGGACGACGAAAGCGGAAGCUCGCGUAG